AUGAGAAUUUCGGAUAAAAUUGAAUAAAGAGAGAAUGAGUAUUGGAGAAUAUCGUGCUGACGAUUGUGGACAAAGUGCUGAGCCUUUUUUCGUUUUUGGGAGAGAAAUUUGGAGAGAAAUUGGGAGAGAAAUUGGGAGAGAAAUUGGGAGAGAAAUUGGGAGAGAAAUUGGGAGAGAAAUUUGAAGGAUUUGAGAAAUGAGGAAAUGUCGGGUUGGAAGGAAAUUCGAGAAGGAAAUCUAUCCAAGGGCCAGCCAGUUUCUACCCCAGGGCUAAUGGUACGUCUGAGAGGUCUGCCGUCACUUUGAAAAAUCUCCAGAAACCAGCAGUGCCCCUUUUAGCCCCCUCUGGGUGCUUUACUCAGGGCGACGAAGGUCGUCCAGUAAUAGAGUUCAUCGCCGUCCUGGCAUAUUUCAAUCGAUACAAAUGCCACUGGAACACUUGGACAAUAAGUAGUCGGAUUAUUGAUGGUGGUGGGUAAAUCUUCGGGAUGGGGAAAGAAUGAAUUCUGGGGUGGGGGAUGGAAUUCCACACAGAUUUCCACGGAUUUCUCGUUUAAACAACUCUUUAGAAUUUCUGAUAUUCGAGAAUUGGGAUUACUGGUGGAUAUAAUGCGACACUCAAAGAGAAUCUGAGAGUAGGGAAAAAGAGGAAAAUAGUCUGGGUGUUCGUUAUCGCAACUGAUAAUUGGGUGCCUCUUUGAGCUGAGACACGGUGUUCUAGGAAAGGGAGAAGGAGCUUUGGAGCUUUGGAGAGGGCCUUGAGAACACUGGAGUGGAGCUAAUGGCGAGUGGGAUAACACGAAGAAAAGUGAAAAAUGAGGGGAUGAACAAUUGUUACGGAAUGAUGAAUUUAGGGAAAUGGAUGUAUGAAGAACACGCGUGUUACGGGGGAAAAAUGAAUCUCGGGGGAAAUCUCACUGUUGUAGAUGAUAUUUGAUUUUCCGGGUUUUUUUUUUUCGGAUACAUGAGGGUGGGAAGGAUGAGGGUCUUUGAUUAUCCGACAAUAAACCCAACGACCUCAGUUGACACGCGAGUGUGACCCCGAUCAAGUUGGAAGUCAAGGCGGUGACCCUUGAGAACUCAAGUCAACUUCAGAGGGAAGUGACGAAGGAUCAAUGAAUAUUCCAUGAAAAUUCGAUGAAAAUUCACUGAAAAAUUGAUGAAAAUUUCAUGUAUUCCUGAUACAAUCAUGAUAUGUUCAGAUAAAAUCUUUCGAGUGCUAAUUACUGGCUCAUGACUCAGAACUGCUCUUGAUUCAGUGAAACCAUAUCAAAGAACUCUUGACACUGAACAAUUACCCUAGGUGAACCUCUUCAAAGAGAACAAAUCUAAUUAUCAAAUAAUUAAACAUGGUGGAGAGUUGGACACUGAUUCUACCCCUGGUGAAUGUGUUUGUGUGUCUUCAGAGUGGCAGGGUAACGUCGAAACCGUCGACGGAGAGAGAGGCUAUUCUCAUACCUGGUGAUAUUGUUCUCGGUGGACUAUUUCCUGUUCACGAUAAGGGUGAAUUCACAUGUGGACCUAAAGUUUAUAACAGGGGUGUGCAGAGACUCGAGGCGAUGCUCUUUGCUGUCGAUCAAAUUAAUGAGGAGAAUAAAAUAUUACCGGGUAUAUCACUGGGUGUUCAUAUCCUAGAUACGUGCAGUAGAGACACGUAUGCACUCAAUCAGAGUCUACACUUUGUGAGAGCCUCGUUAUCGAAUCUAGACAUUAGUAUACUUGAGUGCGCUGAUGGCUCGACACCCAGGGUCAGGAAAACAGCCAGUGCUGGACCUAUUUUUGGUGUCAUCGGGGGAUCAUACAGCUCAGUGUCACUUCAGGUUGCCAAUCUCCUGAGGUUAUUCCACAUCCCUCAAAUAUCACCAGCCUCGACAGCAAAAGCCCUGAGUGACAAAACUAGAUUUGACUACUUUGCUCGUACAGUACCACCGGAUACGUUUCAGUCAAUUGCACUAGUGGAUGUCGUUAAAAGUGCCAAUUGGUCAUACGUAUCAACAGUUUACUCCGAGGGAUCCUACGGUGAAUACGGUAUCGAGGUAUUCACACGAGAGGCAACCGAGAGAAAUGUCUGCAUAGCAGCAGCAGAAAAGGUACCAAGUGCAGCAGAUGAUAAAAUAUUCGACGGAAUAAUUCAAAAGCUGUCGAAAAAACCGAAUGCGAGAGCUGUGGUGCUCUUCACCAGGGCUGAGGAUGCCAGGAGAAUUCUUGAAGCAGCGAGAAGAUCGAAUUUGAGUCAACCAUUUCAGUGGAUAGCCUCGGACGGUUGGGGUCGUCAAAAUAAAUUAGUCGAGGGUAUUGAAGACGAGGCCGAGGGUGCAAUUACCGUUGAACUCCAGUCAAAAAAUAUUCCCGGCUUUGACGAAUACAUGGCCGAAUUGACACCAGAAAAUAAUCGGAGGAAUCCCUGGUUUGGCGAGUAUUGGGAGGAAGUAUUUGGCUGUGUGCUCAGAAAAAAUUUACCUCUGGAAACCAAUAAGAGUUUAACUAUUUGCUCACCAAAAUUAAGUCUAACACCAGCUAAUGGCUACGAACAAGAGUCCAAGGUGCAAUUUGUUGUUGAUGCUGUUUACGCUUUUGCUAUUGCACUGCAUAAUCUACAGAGAGAUCUAUGUGGCAAGAGUAAGGCCCUUUGUCAGGCGAUGAUCGAUUAUGACAAGGGUACCUUCUACAAGAAGUACCUCCUCAACGUGUCGUUUACAGAUUCUGCUGGCAGCGAGGUAAAGUUUGACGAGCAUGGUGACGGUCUUGCCAGGUACGAGAUUCUCAACUUUAGAAAGGCCAAUCAGAGUGGAACAAAUGGAUAUUAUUACCGGGUAGUGGGAAAAUGGUACAACAGAUUAGAUUUUCACACCGACGAGUUGGUCUGGGCGAAGGGAACAGAGAGUAUGCCAAUAUCAGCUUGCUCAUUACCCUGCGAGCCAGGUAUGAUUCGUAAGCAACAGGGGGACACCUGUUGCUGGGUGUGUGAUCAGUGCGAGGAGUACGAGUAUGUGUACAACGAGACAACCUGCAAAGACUGCGGUUACGGUCAUUGGCCUCAUCGAGACAAACGUGGCUGCUACUCCCUGCCGAUCAAACACAUCAACUGGACAUCAGCAUUUGCGAUAGCACCAGCUGUCAUAUCGUGUCUUGGAAUAAUCGCCACGCUGGCUGUGGCUGGACUCAUGUUUCGACACCGCGAUACACCAGUUGUCAGAGCCUCUGGAAGAGAGCUAACUAUUAUUUUACUUGCCGGAGUGCUUGUCUGUUACCUCAAUACAUUCGUUCUUCUCGCACAACCCACCACUAUCUCAUGUAUUUUACAGAGAUUCGGCGUUGGUGUCAGCUUUAGUGCAGUCUAUGGAGCACUAUUGACAAAAACAAAUAGAAUUGCCAGAAUCUUUGAUUCCGCUUCAAGAUCGGCAGUUCGACCCCGAUACAUAAGCCCGACCUCUCAAGUCUGCAUAGCAGCAGCACUGAUUGCCUUUCAAAUAGUCUUAACCCUUGUCUGGAUGAUAGUGGAACCACCAGGAACUCGUCACUUCUAUCCAGAUCGUCGUCAGGUCAUUCUCAAAUGCAACAUUCAGGACAUGAGUUUUCUAUUCUCACAGCUCUACAAUGCCUUUCUCAUCGUUGUAUCCACUAUUUAUGCUGUGAAAACACGUAAAAUACCGGAGAAUUUCAACGAGAGCAAAUUCAUCGGUUUCACGAUGUACACGACGUGUAUAAUAUGGCUUGCAUUUGUACCUAUUUAUUUUGGUACUGGUAAUGCACAUGAGAUACAGAUAACGACAUUGUGUGUGGCGAUAAGUCUCAGUGCAUCGGUCACACUCGUGUGUCUUUAUUCACCAAAAGUUUAUAUAAUAGUCUUCCAACCGGAAAAAAAUAUCAGGGGAAAAGUGACGAUGAGUGGUAGCACAUUCAAGAAGCAGGACAGCAGUGGAGGAACUUCAUCAGUUGCCAAGUAUGGUGGUCGUGAGAUGAGCAGUGAACAUGUACCUCUGAGUCGAGCUCUAAGAGCUGUUGUACAGACAUCCGCUGGUGUCACUGAGAUUUCAAUAGCAUCCAACACUUCUAAUCAAACGAAUGAUGAUACCAAUGAUGAAGUCGCGGCUGUCUAAAAUUAGCCCGAGCCGGAAAUUAGUGAUUGAAAUGACAAUGAGACUUUUUCUCGUAUUGUAACUAGUGUUCAACUGCACAAAUUUAACAAGAACCGAAAGUGGAAUGGAGAAAAUUAUUACAGAAUAAUGAGGCCUAGUUAUUGGCCUUCUGUGAGUGGCUUUAAAGACAAUGAAAUGAUUUGAAUAACAUGAUAUUUAAAUAAUAUGAUAAUUGAUAUUAUCAUCUUAAACGGUGGACAGUCAAUGUUCUAAUGAAGUUAGAUAAUUCACAUGAGUGAGUAAGUGUUUUAUUAGGGACUGUGAACAAAAGGCUUGUACGUAUCCCUACGUGUGUC
Fopius arisanus is the source of this 4435-nucleotide messenger RNA. It is a transcript of the gene mGluR, whose product is annotated as metabotropic glutamate receptor. The record is from RefSeq and is a predicted model, not a curated record. NCBI's taxonomy places the organism in Eukaryota, Metazoa, Arthropoda, Insecta, Hymenoptera, Braconidae. Bases 1350 to 4100 code for a protein of 916 amino acids. Gene Ontology annotation, molecular function: group II metabotropic glutamate receptor activity. The transcript has 8 exons. Gene Ontology annotation, biological process: regulation of synaptic transmission, glutamatergic; G protein-coupled glutamate receptor signaling pathway. Gene Ontology annotation, cellular component: plasma membrane.